Nylanderia fulva is the source of this 860-nucleotide messenger RNA. Its product is annotated as protein C10. Gene Ontology annotation, biological process: post-embryonic development. Lineage: Eukaryota; Metazoa; Arthropoda; Insecta; Hymenoptera; Formicidae. The record is from RefSeq and is a predicted model, not a curated record.
AAGAUAAACACUUCAAUCAGCUGACAGCUGUCAGCUGACGUUCUCGGAAAUAGCUGCGUUUCAUUAAUUGCCAGAACGUCAUACAUGAAUGAAUGAAAGUGUAUAUGUAUAUGAAUUUUUUUUUUCCAUAUUGGCAACUCGGAAUAUAUUGGAACAUAUACAUAUAAGUAAACGUCAAAUCGUUAUCUCAACAAGUGCAAAUCAGUUAAAAGAUUGCAGUUCUAUUAUCUAAUAUUAUUUAGAAAGAAAUAAUUGUUAGGUAAUAUUACGGAAUAAAAGUGCAUUAAACUACAAGUGAUAGUCUGGAAAAGCACAGUAUACUUACAUCAACUAUUGGAGAGUGUACACUAUGGCAAGUGUUCCUGGUUUUACAAUAGAAACUGCGAAAGCUAUAUUGACAGAUAUUUUGACAGCACUGAAUACACCAGAGAAUUUGCAAAAGAUCACAGAGGCAAAAGAAAAUUCUGGCAAUGAAAUGUUGAAAAUGAUGCAAUUUGUAUUUCCAUUAGUGACGCAGAUUCAAAUGGAUGUCAUAAAAAAUUAUGGUUUUCCAGAAGGAAGAGAAGGAACUGUACAAUUUGCACAGCUCAUUAGAGCUUUAGAGAGAGAAGAUGCUGAAGUAGCACAAUUACAUAGUCAAGUUCGUUCAUACUUUCUUCCACCGGUUACAAUAAAUUCUUCGAUUGAAGCAUCUCUCUAAAAAAACAAUUCAGUCAUAUUAACAUAUUAUUAUGAUAGGAAAAUUUUGUAUGUAUAUUAUUUUUAUUAAAAAAUUACUUUAAUAGUAUAAAUAAGGAUAAUUUAUACAAGUUGAGAAAAUUAUUCCAUGCAUACUAUGAAAACAAAAAAUAAUUUUUUAU